AUGUGUACCGAAAUGGAAGAACCACACGAUGAUGCCGUCUGUAUUCGACGCCGACAUACUGUGCCCGCAUCGUGGCCUCGUCAUAGCUCUACAGUCACCUCUCCCGAUGCUAGUUUGCUUAUCAUCGUUGAUGAAUAUUCAUCUAUGGAGCAGCGGGACUCAGACUACGUCGUGGUCUUGACACACGGGACGUCAUUCAGCAAAGACUUUUGGAAACCGAUUAUCGAGUUUUGGUUUCGACCGAAUAGCGGCAUGCGCGCCUCGAAGGUCCUCGCGCUCGACGCAGUAAACCAUGGCGACAGUGCCCUUGCGAACAAACAAUACCUGGGAGAACAAGACUUGUUCGCUCAAGUUAUCCUGGUUGAACCUAUCCUAUUCCAGAUGGAUGAGCAGACCGAGCAGAUUGCAAGAUUAGCCAUGAAGCGAAGAGAUUCCUGGGCAAGCCUGUCUUUGUCCACGUGGGAUGAAGGUCAAAUCGAGCGCUAUGCGCAAGUCGGAACGUAUGAAGUCGUUCUGAAUGGUCACAAAUCUUAUCUUUUGAAGACUUCCAAAAAUCAAGAAGCACCUUUCCCUCACAUCCUCGAGAGUCUGCAAGAGUGCAAGGUCACUCAAAGCUUUAUACUUGGACGCAACAGCAUCGUUCUAAACCAGAACCAUCGAGCACGGUUGAUGCAAAUGACUACAGGAGACUUCUUCAUUUUGGAAGAUGUUGGCCAUCUGAUACCAAUGGAGAAUCCUCAUAGACUAGUGUUUUUGGUGAGCUGUCCACCUGUCGUGAGGUUGUAUACAGCCCAAUAUACUCAGAUUUUUGGUGUUUACAUAUCAUCUUCUCGUAACUAUACUGAUGUGGGCACUGGAGCCUUAGUAGUGCUAAAAUCUCCCACUGUAGGCAAGUCUACUGCUGAGACUAGUGCACUUACUGGUGUCCUCUCUCAGAAAAUCUAA
This is a messenger RNA of Bipolaris maydis ATCC 48331, 945 nucleotides long. RefSeq lists its product as uncharacterized. The record is from RefSeq and is a predicted model, not a curated record. Lineage: Eukaryota; Fungi; Ascomycota; Dothideomycetes; Pleosporales; Pleosporaceae.